UUUGCUACUAGGCUUUGCUGCACUGAAUGUAUUUGUUGAGUUAGCAACAUGAAGAAGAUCAACUUCUUGUGGAGAACUCCAAUGUAUGGAGGGGAUGCACGGUCCGACUAAAUCACACAAGGGCAACUUCAUCGAACGAUCAAGACUGAACCACGUCAUCAAAAUCAAGGCGCCGCUUAAUCGCCGAGGGAGUGCGGAGUCGCCAACGGGAAAUCGGGGGAAUGGCAACUGGAGCAGAACUCUCAACAAGACUGGUUGCAGUGGCUUCCUCUAUAAGCCUCUUGGCUUCAAGUUCGAACUGCCUUCCUCUCUUCUUUACCAUUCCUCGAUCUGAAUCUGGACUUCUCCGCUGUCGCUUCUCCUUUCGCUCUCUCCUCUUCUACCGGCGUCCGCUGCUUCGUUUCGUAGAUACGUCUUACGGCGAUCGGGGAAGAUUUUACUUUUCAGCCAUGUCGUCGUCGUUUUCUUCUCUCUCCGCUUAUGAAGAAGAGCUUGCCGCCGCUAAGAAAGCGGCGUCUCUCGCUUCUCACCUCUGUCAGAAAGUGCAGAAAUCCAUUAUGCAUUCAGAUGUCCAAUCCAAAGCAGAUAAAAGUCCUGUCACAGUAGCUGACUAUGGUUCGCAAGCAUUGGUCAGCCUUGUACUGAAGAUGGAGCUCCCAUCCAGGUCAUUUUCAUUGAUGGCUGAAGAGGAUUCAGGAGAUCUUCGUAAAGAUGGCGCCCAGGUGACUUUGAAACGUAUUACAGAGCUUGUAAAUGAAACUCUCACUGCUGAUGGUACAUAUAAUCUUUCCCUUUCUGAGGAGGAUGUGCUUGAUGCCAUUGAUAGUGGCAAAUCUGAAGGAGGUCCAUAUGGUCGGCAUUGGGUUUUGGAUCCAAUAGAUGGCACUAAAGGGUUCUUGAGAGGGGAUCAAUACGCAAUUGCACUGGCAAUGCUUGAUGAAGGAAACGUGGUGUUGGGCAUCUUGGCAUGUCCAAAUCUCCCCUUAACUCCAAUAAGAAGCACUUCUAAAAACUCUUCAGAAAGUAAAGUUGGUUGCCUUUUUUCUGCCACUAUUGGUUCUGGAACAAUAAUGGAGUCAUUGGAUGGCUCCACAAGUACUAAGGUCCAUAUCAGCACGGUUGAGGAACCAGCUGAUGCAUCUUUCUUUGAAUCAUUUGAAGCAGCCCACUCCAUGCAUGAUUUAUCUAGCAGCAUAGCACAGAAACUGGGUGUUCAAGCUCCACCUGUGAGAAUUGAUAGCCAGGCGAAGUAUGGUGCUCUGGCGCGAGGGGAUGGCGCUAUUUAUUUGCGCUUUCCUCAUAAGGGAUAUCGUGAAAAAAUUUGGGACCAUGCUGCCGGUUUCAUUGUAGUUUCGGAAGCUGGUGGUGUAGUGAGUGAUGCUUCGGGGAAUGCUCUGGAUUUUUCAAAGGGGCGAUAUCUUGAUGUUGAUAGUGGCAUCGUUUGCACCAACAAGAAGCUGAUGCCGUUGCUAUUGAGUGCAGUGCAGGAGUCUCUUAAAGAACAAUCUUCGUUUUUGUAGGAGAAACCUUUUCAAUCCAACUGGUAUUUUGCAUUUCAUGUUAGUUCAUAGUUUGAACAAGGCUGAUUGGUUUGUACCACUUUCCAUCAUGCGACGUUUGGAGAUUCUCUUUUGGGUUGAAAAUGACAUUUAUAUCUUAUAGCUCUGUAGGAGCUGUUUAUUUCAUGCAUUAAUAUGCAUGUAUUUUAAAUGUAUGGCACAAUAAAUGUCAUAUUUAUUCAUA
This is a messenger RNA of Phalaenopsis equestris, 1743 nucleotides long. Its product is annotated as SAL1 phosphatase. Gene Ontology annotation, biological process: phosphatidylinositol phosphate biosynthetic process; sulfate assimilation. The record is from RefSeq and is a predicted model, not a curated record. NCBI's taxonomy places the organism in Eukaryota, Viridiplantae, Streptophyta, Magnoliopsida, Asparagales, Orchidaceae. Gene Ontology annotation, molecular function: 3'(2'),5'-bisphosphate nucleotidase activity. The transcript is spliced from 8 exons. Bases 222 to 1520 code for a protein of 432 amino acids.